UCCACAAAAAGAUGCCUCCCGAAGCAAUUGAUCUUACUUCCUGGCUUCUGCAGUAUUCCCCUAGUCUCCGAUGUACUGCACUAGAAGCUUGUGCACACCCAUUCUUUGAUGAACUCCGUGAACCCAAUGCUCUGCCAAAUGGUCGUCCAUUUCCACCACUAUUCAACUUUAAAGAAGAGUUAUCCACAUCACCUCUAGAGCUUGUUAACAAGUUGAUCCCUGGCCACAUGAAGCGGCAACUAGGGCUGCAACUUUCCCAUUCUGCAGGAACCUGAUGUUAAGCCGAGGGCACAGUAUUCUGGUUGAUAAGUUAACACUUAAGAGAGGGAGUUCCAUCUUUUGUGUAAUUUGGUAUGUAUUUUGCUGCACAACACAACCAGUGUAAAUUUUGCAUCCGGCCGGAACUGAGGCUCGGGUUUUUGGAUGGCUGCAGUUGAUCCAUCGGUUCAACCAACAUAUAUACCUACUAAUCUCCUUUUGCUUCUUUAUGGUGGAUCUAUAUUUCCCCAGGAAAAUGGCUCUGGGAUUCCAUGAUAUUUGUAAACAUCUACUUCUAGUAUUGGUCACAAUGCUUCUGUGAAGGGCAAAGUAAACCAGAGAGAAGAUGGUU
This is a messenger RNA of Arachis ipaensis, 610 nucleotides long. The record is from RefSeq and is a predicted model, not a curated record. NCBI's taxonomy places the organism in Eukaryota, Viridiplantae, Streptophyta, Magnoliopsida, Fabales, Fabaceae.